UCAUAAAACACCCAAACAAAGGAAACAUAACGUUAUUUCAUUUUAUCAUUCAAAGAUACCUGCAAUAAGUGAUUGUGUAAUUUUUUGUUUAAAGUGAAUAAUGCAAAUGUUUUUUAAUUGCUGUGUCCUUAUAAUUAUACUUAGCACUGGAAAAUGUAAUGCUUUGUCAUUUAAUAAAAGUGAGGUGGGCUAUCCUGUCACAUUACUUACGGAUGACUGUAAGUUGUAUGAUAUGCAUGGAAUUAGUCCAGGAUCAAUGAAGCCUGUGGUGAUUUCGAAAAGUAUGUUGAAAUUCAUCAAAUUUUAUGUUUAUGGCGCAAAAUCCCCAAUGAGAGCACAAAAAAUAACCUAUACAUAUAAUACAAUUGAAAAAUUAGCAGAGGAUCCCACAAUGGACUGGAGCGAACGAACUUUAUUGUACGCCCCUGGCUGGAUGGAUAAUAUUUACGCUUUUCCCAUGGGAAGAAUAAUGAAAAUGAUCUAUAAAAGAAUGGGGUACAAUGUAAUAAUACUUGAUGUCUUGAAAUUCAACACAGAUGAAUGGCCUAUAACGAUUCGUUUAAUGCUUCAUGUCGGCGAUCUUGUAGGCGAGAUGCUCGCUAAGCUCCAUGCUCUCCAACCCAAGUUCGACCCCAAGAAACUGGAUCUGUUGGGCCUCAGUCUUGGAGGACAUACCAUGGGCUUCAUAGCUAAGGGUUUCAAAAGACGUACAGGUAUCAAAGUAGCAAGGCUGACAGGCAUGGACCCCGCCGGGCCGUGCUUCAAGAACAGAGGUCCUGAGGGAAGAGUUGACGAGAGUGACGCUGACUUUGUUGAUUUGAUUCUAACUAACAUAGAUACAUUUGGAAUGGCUGCUCCAGUAGGUCAUGUCAAUAUUUACGUCAACGGUGGAGAGUACCAACCAGGAGACUUUUAUUGGAUGUACUGCGGUCCUUUUUGCAGUCACGCUCGGAGUUUUGAACUUUGGAUAGCGGCUGUUGCGAAUCCUGAUGCUUUCAUAGCCCUUAAAUGUGACUCUGUACAAGAUGCUCGAGACAAAAAGUGCUUUGAUAGAAAGCCUAUGGAAACUAUCAAAGUUGGACCUAAUAUAGAUAAAAGUGCCAAAGGCAUUUAUUAUUUAUCUACAAGUAACUAUUAUCCUUAUGCAUUAGGUGAAAAGGGAUUGAAGAAAGAAACAGAUUACGUUUGGAACAAACUGAUCAAAAUGAAUGCAGAUGAAGUAUUAACCUUGUAAGUGAAAAUUAUUUAGAAUUUUAUAUUUAAUUAUUUAGAAUGAUUUAGUGAGAAUAUUAGAGUAUUAGUAAAAUUUUUGAAUUUCUUUUAUAUAAUCAUCAUAAUAUUUACAUACAAUUCUACCACUUUUAUAAGUUACACCGAUGUACCUGCGCAGAAAUCAUUUUUUUGCAUCUGCGCCAUUCGCUAUUCGGCUAAUGCGUACGCGCCAUGUCUGGAGUUGCCCAGUGUAAUAUUGUACAAUUAUUAUGAGCGAGAUAGCACGACUCCUGUUGUUUUUGGAUUUAAAAUCUUAUAUUUAUAUUAUUUGACUAAUGUUUUCAUUCGGCCAGAGUCGGCGGUCGGUUAUCAUCGGACUAUUCUGCGCCGUCCGACAAUAGCGAGGUAACUUAUACACGUGGUAGUACUGUACUAGAAUAAGUUAUUUUUUAAACUGAAUAAAUUGUCUUUUUGCUAAUUUAUGAAGUAAUGUAUGUUAUAAAGGUAACUGGAGACUCAAUAGAUAUUUUUGAUCAUAGAAUUCUUCAUCUUCUUUAUAUGCAAAACUUGCUUAAAAAUAUCCAUUAAUUUCAAAAAAGGUAGGUAUACCUACAAUAAAAUAAAACUAGGUUUAACUUCUUUCUUUAAUAUAAGUAUGCAAUAAGGGUGUAUGUAAAUAGUGUCCACACACAGUAAUUGUAAAUGUAGGAUUUCUAAGAGUUGUAGUAGGUAUAUAGUAAAAACACAAACAAUCAAGUACAGAUCAUGUAAAUUCUUGUCAAAAUAAUAUUUGUGAAAAUAGGGGUCCUUGAUAAUAAUAAAU
Messenger RNA from Plodia interpunctella (Indianmeal moth), 2035 nucleotides. RefSeq names its product pancreatic lipase-related protein 2-like. Gene Ontology annotation, molecular function: lipase activity. NCBI's taxonomy places the organism in Eukaryota, Metazoa, Arthropoda, Insecta, Lepidoptera, Pyralidae. Bases 101 to 1234 code for a protein of 377 amino acids. The transcript has 4 exons. The record is from RefSeq and is a predicted model, not a curated record. Gene Ontology annotation, biological process: lipid catabolic process.